CCAACAACGGCUUAUCCUUUGCUUUGAAACACACAACACAAUCUCUUCUCUCUGUCUCAUUUCAAUGGCAGUGUCUCCUCCUCUUCCAAGCCAGUCUUUGGAAGCUGAAUUUGAAGCUCAGAACUCUGAAUCCCCACUCUUGCAAAUUGGAAAUGAUGGCCUCACUAAACGUGUUAUAAGGAAAGGUCUCACUUGGCAAACUCCAUUCUUUGGAGACGAAGUUGAAGUUAAUUUCAGAGGACAAGUUGAAAAUGGAGCAUCUCUUGAAUCCAGUUAUGAUAAAGGGUCCUCGUUUCGUUUCAAAUUAGGCCAAUGUGAAGUUAUCAAGGGUUGGGAUGAAGGAGUUGGGAGCAUGAAGAAAGGGGAGAGAGCAAUCUUCAAAAUGCCACCUAACUUGGCGUAUGGGGAAGUAGGGUCUCCACCACUGGUUCCUCCCAACGCGACUCUCAUUUUCGAAAUCGAAUUGCUAUCUUGGAAUACCAUUAGAGACUUGAAUGGUGAUGGAGGAAUCAUCAAAAAGAUUCUAAAAGAGGGAGAUGGAUGGGCUACCCCUAAAGACGCUGAUGAAGUUCUAGUGAAAUAUGAAGCAAUGCUAGAGAGUGGCAUGCUUGUCUCUAACUCUGACCAAGGUGUGGAAUUUAAUGUAAGUGAAGGCUAUCUAUGUCCUGCCAUGAGUGUAGCAGUUAAGACCAUGAGAAAGGGUGAGGUGGCAGAGCUAGCUUUGAAAUUCUCUUAUGGAAUCAUUCAAAAUCCAGAUAGAAUCAAGGAGCCUGAUGGUUUUCUCCAACCGGAUUUCAAGAUAAUAACCAUCAAACUAGAGUUAGUAUCAUGGAAAAUUGUGACCGAUGUCACAGGCGAUAAGAAAAUAUUGAAGAAAAUUAAGAAAUCUGGUGAGGGGUUCGAUCGUCCCAACGAAGGAUCUCAUGUGAAAGUUAUAUAUUCAUGUAAACAAAAAGAUGGAACAAUUAUUCAGAAGAAAGGAUCAGAGGAAGAACCUUUUGAGUUCACAAUUCAAGAAGGACAGGUGCCUGAGGGUCUAGAAAGAGCAAUAAUGACAAUGAAAAAAGCAGAACAAGCUCUUGUGACUAUCAGUGCUGAUUAUUUUAGUGACAACAAUUCACAGGGAGAAGGAGAAGACACACCUAACAAUAACAAUAAUAGUAAUAAUAAAGUCCUUUACUAUGAAGUUGAAUUGGUUGAUUUCGUUAAGGAGAAACCAUUUUGGAAGAUGGACAACCAAGAGAAAUUAGAAGCUUGUGAGAAGAAGAAGCAUGAUGGGAAUUUGAUGUUUAAGGCUGAAAAUUUCAGGCGUGCAUCCAUGGAAUAUGAAAAGGCUGUAAAAUGCAUAGAGUUUGAUCAUUCAUUCAGUGAAGAUGAGAAGAGUCAUGCAGAUACGUUACGGUUAUCAUGUAACUUGAAUAAUGCUGCUUGUAAACUCAAAUUGGGGGACUACACUGAAGCUUCCAGAUUAUGCACAAAGGUACUAGAGAAAGACCCUUUAAAUGUGAAGGCUCUAUACAGAAGAUGCCAAGCAUACCUGAAAACAUCAGAUUUGGAGAAAGCUGAGGUUGAUAUUAAAAGAGCACUCAUUAUUGAUCCAAAUAACAGAGACAUUAAAGUUGAGUACAAAGAGUUGAAGCUCAAGCAGAAGGAAUACAAUAAAUAUGAAUCCAACAUCUUCGGCACAAUGUUUUCAAGGAUGAGCUAGCUAGUUAAUUCCAACAAAGUGAUGAUUUUGUCUUCCUCGAUACAUGUUUUCGUCUAUUGGUUUUGAUUUAACAAUAUUUAUACACUCAAAAAUGAAUGUCUAUAUGCGAUGUUAGCCUUAAACGAGACCACAAAAAUGCUAAGUAAAAAACAACUAACUUUAAGAAUUAUACGGGAUAA
Arachis ipaensis is the source of this 1887-nucleotide messenger RNA. Its product is annotated as 70 kDa peptidyl-prolyl isomerase. The record is from RefSeq and is a predicted model, not a curated record. NCBI's taxonomy places the organism in Eukaryota, Viridiplantae, Streptophyta, Magnoliopsida, Fabales, Fabaceae. Gene Ontology annotation, molecular function: peptidyl-prolyl cis-trans isomerase activity; protein binding.